Molecule: messenger RNA, 525 nt
Organism: Jaculus jaculus (lesser Egyptian jerboa)
Lineage: Eukaryota; Metazoa; Chordata; Mammalia; Rodentia; Dipodidae
Product: gamma-crystallin A
Exons: 3
Coding region: 1-525 (174 amino acids)
Biological process (GO): lens development in camera-type eye; visual perception
Molecular function (GO): structural constituent of eye lens
Source: RefSeq, a predicted model, not a curated record
AUGGGGAAGAUCACCUUCUACGAGGACCGCGGCUUCCAGGGCCGCUGCUACGAGUGCAGCACCGACUGCCCCAACCUGCAGACCUACUUCAGCCGCUGCAACUCCAUCCGCGUGGACAGCGGCUGCUGGAUGCUCUAUGAGCGCCCCAACUACCAGGGCUACCAGUACUUCCUGCGGCGCGGGGACUACCCCGACUACCAGCAGUGGAUGGGCUUCAGCGACUCCAUCCGCUCCUGCCGCUCCAUCCCUUACACCAGCUCUCACAGGAUAAGGCUGUAUGAGAGAGACGACUACCGAGGCCUUGUGUCUGAGCUCACGGAAGACUGUCCCUGCAUCCACGAUCGCUUCCGCCUCAAUGAGAUCUACUCCCUGCAUGUGCUGGAGGGCUGCUGGAUCCUCUACGAGAUGCCCAACUACCGGGGCCGGCAGUACCUGCUCAGACCGGGAGACUACAGGCGCUACCACGACUGGGGCGCCAUGGAUGCCAAAGUCGGCUCCCUGAGAAGGGUCAUGGAUUUGUACUAA